AUGCCGAGGAUUGCCGACACCCGGUUUGCUCCCGUUGGCCCUGUUGCGGUGGCAUCGCACCCCUCUUACAGCCCUGGCAGAUCCCGACAGCAACCCUGGCACCCUGGCAGGUGCCUGCGCCAGCCCCGCUGCCCCCUGCGCUGGACUGCUGGGUCACGAGCCAACCAGAGCGGGCCGGGUUUGAGAUUUGCCCGCCGAGCGAUGCGUGUGUCAUUCCCGCGAAGCUUCAUGCAGCGAAGCUCCUGCUGGGCUACCGGUGUUACUUACGAAAACCAGCAGUGUCUUGGGAUGAAGCCGUCGUGCAUCCUAUGGCAGAAUAAAAGCAGGACGGUCGUGCUGCUCGACCUGCCGCGGUCGAUUGAAGAGGCGCAGGUCUUGUCCAGCGCAUGUGCGUCUGCGUCUGCAUCUGGCUCUGGAUUCAAACUGCUGUUCCCCACGGAGAGGAGAAAGCUCCGCAGGCUGAUCUCCGCGCCGCCUCCGACGUGUCCAUUCCCAACCCCGGAGCCCAAGAAGGCUGGCUGCAGCAAUGGUCUGUAUACCACACAAUCGGCGUCGUCGCACGCAGCCCAGGUGGCCGAGUUGAUGACGCAAGCGGCUGUUGAAUCUGCGUUGUACGAAAUCAAGACCUCAUAUGACGGGCCCUGGUGUCUGCCCCGUGUCACUGCCGCUGCCGCUAUCGCUGCCCCUCACCAACACCAUUCCCAGCCCAAGCUCCAGCCGCCCACCGGACCGAGUCCACGUGCCAGUUCCCCCCCUUGUCCGGCUCCGACUCCGACUCCACUCUCGGCACUAGCCCCGGAGACAACAGAGAAGGGGUCGCGACCUCCGAGGGCUCCUGGAGCAGGACCUCAACUGUCUGGCGAAGUCGAACAGCCCGACAUGGCUUCCUCCUUCUCCGGAGAACCCCUAUCUCCAUAUCUCAUUCCUCCCAAAUCACACUUCCUCCCCGGCACUAUCUCCUCCCUUCGUGCGACCUUCCUCUCCAAAGCCCCCCAAUUUAACCUCAUCCUCCUCGACCCUCCAUGGCCGAACCGCUCUGCCAAGCGCAAGCGCAAGCGCGGUUCCCGAGGGGACCCCUCAGCCGCCUACAACACCGCAACAGACCUCACUUCCAUCCGUUCUCUGCUCAACCAAAUCCCCGUGGCCGCACACCUCGCCCCCGGAGGGUAUGUCGCCGUGUGGGUGACCAACUCUGCACGCUUUACAGACCUGCUUCUGACUGCCUCAGGCGGCAACAGCAGCGUUUUUGAUGAGUGGGGGGUUGAGUUGGUAGGCGAGUGGACGUGGUUAAAAAUCACGGCGAGAGGCGAGCCGAUAGUUGGGUUAGAAUCGGUGUGGCGAAGGCCGUGGGAGAGGCUAUUGAUUGCGAGGAAGAAGGGGUUUUAUGGACAUGCCAUGAAGGGACCGGUGAAAGAUAAGGUAAUUCUUGCUGUGCCGGAUGCACAUUCAAGGAAGCCCAACUUGAGAGCGUUGUUCGAAGAGGAGCUGUUGCCGGAGAGGUACGAAGCUCUUGAGGUAUUUGCGAGGAGUAUGACGGCUGGCUGGUGGGCUUGGGGGGAUGAGGUUUUGUUGUUUCAGCGGAGGGAAUGUUGGGUUGACCAGGCAGAUGAGCCUACCGAUCCGAGCAUAGAGCCUGAUGAGUUAUAG
Molecule: messenger RNA, 1647 nt
Organism: Thermochaetoides thermophila DSM 1495
Lineage: Eukaryota; Fungi; Ascomycota; Sordariomycetes; Sordariales; Chaetomiaceae
Exons: 2
Coding region: 1-1647 (548 amino acids)
Cellular component (GO): RNA N6-methyladenosine methyltransferase complex; nucleus
Molecular function (GO): methyltransferase activity; nucleic acid binding
Source: RefSeq, a predicted model, not a curated record